GAGCUGCAGCCGGGGCUGAGCACGCCGCGCAGUGAUCGUCUCCUUAUUAAAGGAGGGAGGAUAGUCAACGAUGACCAGUCAUUCUAUGCUGACAUUUACAUGGAGGAUGGCCUCAUAAAGCAGAUUGGAGACAAUCUGAUUGUCCCUGGAGGGGUCAAAACCAUAGAAGCCAAUGGGAAGAUGGUGAUCCCUGGAGGAAUCGAUGUCCACACUCGCCUGCAGAUGCCAUACAAGGGGAUGACAGCUGUGGAUGAUUUCUUCCAAGGAACGAAGGCGGCCCUGGCUGGUGGAACCACCAUGAUCAUGGACCACGCGGUGCCGGACCCCGAGUCCAGCCUGGCGGAGGCCCUGGAGCGGUGGUGUGCGUCUGGCAUGGAGAUCAACGGGAGCGUCUUCAGAGACCCCUGCCCACUGUAUGAGAUAUUCAGCUGCUUGGCAGAGCUGGGUGCCAUAGCUCAAGUUCAUGCUGAAAACGGGGAUAUAAUUGCACAGGAGCAAACCAGGAUGUUGGAGAUGGGAAUAACUGGCCCUGAGGGCCACGUGCUGAGCAGACCUGAGGAGCUGGAAGCAGAAGCUGUCUUCCGGGCCAUCACUAUUGCCAGCCAGACCAACUGUCCUCUCUACGUGACUAAAGUGAUGAGCAAAAGUGCUGCUGACCUCAUCUCGCAAGCCAGAAAAAAAGGCAAUGUGGUGUUUGGUGAGCCGAUCACGGCCAGUCUCGGGACCGACGGAACGCACUACUGGAGCAAGAACUGGGCCAAGGCUGCGGCAUUUGUGGUCUCUCCACCCCUGAGCCCAGACCCAACAACUCCUGACUACAUCAACUCCCUCCUGGCCAGCGGUGACCUGCAGGUUUCAGGGAGUGCCCACUGUACCUUCAGUACCGCACAGAAAGCAAUUGGGAAGGACAACUUCACGGCGAUCCCAGAAGGCACCAACGGCAUAGAGGAGCGAAUGUCUGUCAUCUGGGACAAGGCGGUGGCCACAGGAAAGAUGGAUGAAAACCAGUUUGUGGCUGUGACAAGCACUAAUGCUGCAAAAAUCUUCAACCUGUACCCACGGAAAGGGCGAAUAGCAGUGGGCUCGGACAGCGAUCUGGUUAUAUGGGAUCCUGAUGCAGUGAAGAUCGUCACAGCAAAAACCCACCAGUCUGCAGCUGAAUACAACAUUUUUGAAGGGAUGGAGCUACGUGGGGCCCCGCUGGUUGUCAUAUGCCAGGGGAAGAUCGUGCUGGAGGAUGGCAACCUGCAUGUGACCCAGGGGACUGGACGCUUCCUGCCCAGCAGCCCAUUCCCUGACUAUGUCUACAAGCGCAUCAAAGCCAGGAGGAAGAUGGGGGAGAUGCACGCCGUGCCCCGGGGCAUGUAUGACGGACCCGUGUUUGACCUGACCACCACGCCCAAGGGGGGCACCCCUGCGGGGUCAACCAGGGGCUCCCCGACGCGGCAGGCACCCCCGGUCAGGAACCUCCACCAGUCUGGAUUCAGCCUGUCGGGUACCCAGGUUGAUGAAGGUGUUCGCUCAGCGAGCAAGCGCAUCGUUGCGCCUCCGGGAGGCCGCUCCAACAUCACCUCCCUGAGUUAAACGUCCCUGCCGAGAAGGAAACAGAAUCCUGUUCAAGCGAAGGAAGAAAAAUGGUACAUUGGUGUUUAAGAAGGAAAAGCAAAUAAACCUGUUCUGAAGAAUCAAUAAGCCUCAAGCCUUAUGUUUCACAAAUGCUACUUGCUACCUAGCUUUAAAGAUAUUGCUUCAUUUUGUUUUAUGCAUAGCCUUAAAAUUCUGUUGUUGUUGUUGUGGGUUCGGUCGGGUUGUGUUUUUCCUCUUCCUUUCUGUAUGCAUGCUGCUCAGACAGGUCGCUCGGUUCAGUGUGUUAUUCGUGUGGAAAGCGUGCGGCAUGCCGCAAUGUGGGACAGCGGCAAGGACCCGGCGUGGGCCCACCGGCCAGGCAGG
Opisthocomus hoazin is the source of this 1950-nucleotide messenger RNA. Lineage: Eukaryota; Metazoa; Chordata; Aves; Opisthocomiformes; Opisthocomidae. The record is from RefSeq and is a predicted model, not a curated record.